Messenger RNA from Entamoeba nuttalli P19, 3393 nucleotides. RefSeq names its product Rho guanine nucleotide exchange factor, putative. Lineage: Eukaryota; Evosea; Mastigamoebida; Endamoebidae. Gene Ontology annotation, molecular function: GTPase activator activity; guanyl-nucleotide exchange factor activity; protein binding. The coding region runs from base 1 to 3393 and encodes 1130 amino acids. The record is from RefSeq and is a predicted model, not a curated record. The transcript has 2 exons.
AUGUCUUUUAGUGAUAUACAAGAACAACAAUUAAUUGACUGGGUUCGUCGACAUUUACCAGAAGAGUUAAUUUUAAAUACUGAGAAAGAUUUCAGAGAUGGAGUACUUUUAAUAAAAUUAUGUUGUAAAAUUACACAUACAAAAAAGUCAACGUAUAAACAUACAACGAAUAUUAAAGGAAGAAUUCAAAAUAUUGAGUCUGCAAUGAAAAUGAUAAGUGAUAAGUAUGGAGAGAUUGAAGGUAUUUCAGUUAGCUGUAUUGCUAAUGGAAAUAAAGACCAAACAUUGUCAUUUUUAAAUUUUAUUAAACUCCAAAGAAAAUUUGAAAAAGAAAGAAGAAAACAACAGUAUAUAAAAAUUAGAAAAGAUUUAAAAAUUUUUGAAGAAAAAACAAGGUUAAUGAAAAUUACUACUAAUUUUUCAAUUUGUGAAUCAUCUGUUAAAGAUGGCUCAGUUAGUAGAAAAAGAGCUUUUACUACGCGUAAAGAUGGAGUUAUUCAAAUGACUGGAACUACUCUUAUUAAACAACAACAAAACCAAUUUAGAGAACGUACUAUGUCAUUAUUAAAUCCAAUUGCUCAUUCAAAAAAGAAUGAUAAAAGAAUUACUCUUGAAUCUUCUCAUCCUUCUCAAUUACUUCAAAGUUCUUCAGGUUGUGUUAUUGAACAAUUAGCAAUGACUCUUCCAUCAAGACCAAAAACUGGAUUUGGUACACCAGCAAAAAAGAAAAGUAGAGUUAUUGCUGUUAGAAAUGGAAAUAUUGAAAGAAAAAGAGCGUCAUCUGUAGCAGUGUGUCAAAUUAAGUCUGAAAAAAAUAUAUUAAAAAAAGAAGAGUUAAAACAAAAAGAAUCAUCUUCAUUUAAAAAAGAAGAAGAGUUAAAAACAAUUAAAGAAAUUGAUAAAGAAAUUGAUAAAGAAAUUGAAAUAAGAAGUAAAGAUGAUAAUAGUAUUAAUGAAAAUGUUAACGAAAAUAAAACACCUGAAAUAAGUGAAGAAGAACAAUUUUCAGAAUUAGAUAAUUCAGGAGAUGAAAAAGAAAUUGAUAGAUGUGAUUCGAUUACUAUUCCUAAUAUUGAAAAUAUACCAAAAAAUAAUACAGAAGAUAUUAUAGGUUCUAAUUAUUCAUCAAACAUUUCAUCACCCAGAUCAGAUAAUGAAGAAGAAACAUUUAUUGAAUUUGAUGAAAAAGAAGAUCAAGAUUUAUUAAAAUGUAUUGUUAAAAGAACAUCUGAAGAAGAAACAAAUAAAGUUGAAGAAGAAAUUAAAGAAAUAUCAAAAAAUAUAUUUUUAAUGAAUGGGAUUUAUUAUAUUGUAACAGAUAUUAUUGACGGAGAAAAUAUAUUACAACCAUUAGAUUUAAGUGAGACAACUCUUAUUUGUUUUAUUCAAUCAACGUUUAGAAGCAAAUUAUUAAUUAAUGAAUAUAAACAAAAAUUAAUUGAACAAAAACAACAUCUUCACAAUAUUCAAAAAUUAAUUAAAGAAAAAGAAGAAAAUGUAAUAAAAAUUCAAUCAAUUAUAAGAGGAUAUCAAUUUCGUAGUAGUAAAAUGUAUCAAAGAAUGAAAAAUUUAAAAUUUGCAGUUAGAGAAAUAUUAGAGAGUGAAAAAAAAUAUUUGAAUGAUUUAAAUAUUAUUAAACAAAUGAUAGAUAAAACACAAGAAUUAUUACCAAAAAUUGAUAUUGUUAAUCAAGCAAAAUUAGUAAAUGAAACAAUGAUUAAUUGUAAUCAAUUACUAUUUAAAAAUCUUGAAGAUAUUAUUAAAAAAGAUAGUUAUGGAAAACAAAUUUAUUCUGCUUUUAAUGUAUUUAUAAAAUAUUUAUCAUAUUAUACUACUUAUAUGAAUAUUUAUUUCCCUUUAAAAACAUUUUAUGAAAGUGAUAAUAAUACUAUUAAAUCCCUCGUUAAAAAAUUAUCUAAAGAAUUUCUUCAAAAUACACCACCUGAUAAUUAUUUAAUUCGUCCUAUUCAAAGACCACCUCGUUAUAAAUUAUUACUUGGUGCAGUUAGAGAUAGUUUACCUAGUUGGUGGAAUGAAGAAGAUUUAGAAUUAAAAAAUUGUAUUUCAAAAAUAAGAGAAGCAAUUUUUCAUUUAAAUAGUUGUAUGAAAAAGAAUACAGAUCAAAAAGCAGUUAAUGAUUUAUUUUCUAAAUUAUCAUUCCCAAAAAAGUUUCAACCAAGUAAAGACGUUCAAAGAAAAAUUGUUCAUCAAGGAUUUUUAAUUAGAAAAACAAAAAAAUUAGAAGAAUUUUGUUGUUUUUUAUUAAAUGAUUAUUUCUUAAUGACUAAAGUUAAAAGAGAAGAAGUUGGGGAUAUUCCUAGUGAAAAUUUAAAAAAUAAAACUAAAGUUUAUCAUGUUAUUGAUUUAAGACAAGUUACUUUAAUGGAUGUGCCAAAUGAUGUUACUACAUUUUGUAUUAAUAUUCCAGAAAAAUGUUUUAUUCUUCAAGCUGAAUCAGAAGAAGAUAAAAUUACUUGGAUGCAUGAAAUUGAUGGUAUUUUCUCUUUACAACAACAAAAAUUAAUUAGUAGAAUUGAAAAUUUACAAUACCAAUUAAAAAGUAUUGAUAUUGAAGCUUUUAAUAAAACAGAAUUUCUUAUUCAUCCAGAAUAUGAAGAUACUAUUCAAUAUUUUAAUCAAACAACUAAUUCUUGGGAAGAAUUUUAUAUGAUGCUUCAUGGAAAUGUUGUUUGUUUAUUUGUUAGUGGUGAGUCUGCUGCAACACUUCAACCACCAAUAUUAGUAUUUGAUAUUCUUCAAUUAAAGUUUAAAGGAUUAUUAAUUUCUACAAGAAAAUAUUCUUUUGAAAUGAAUUAUAAAAAUUAUACUUACAUUUUUGCUACAGAAAAUAAUCAUUGUAAAUUUGUUUGGUUAUUUUUAUUAAGAAAUGCUUUUUAUAAGAAUUGUAGAAUGGUACUUGAUCUUCAUGAAUUUAAUGUUAAUGAAUUUAAUAUUAAUCUUCUAAAAACGUGGACUUCUUUUGAUGACAUUCCUCCUUCAGAUGAUGAAAAUUAUAAAUACCUUAGAAUGCUUCUUCUUCAACCUCAUAAUCAAAUAUGUACAGAUUGUUCUGAACGUCAAUCUUCGUAUGUUGACUUGGACUAUGGUGUGUUUAUUUGUGAUUUAUGUGCCUCUCUUCAUACAACAUGUAAUCAUACAAAACAAAGUUAUAAUCCUGUAAUUACUUUCUCAGAAUGUCUUAAUGUUCCAUUUGAAGCACUUGCUAAACUCCAUGAAUAUGGAAAUAUGAGAGGAACUAUUUUGUACACUAAAAAAGCAUCAGAAACAACAUAUAGACCAUCUAAAAAAGAAAUAAAUAGCAACGAAACUCUUAGAAAACGUUGGACUUUCGCAAAAUACGCUCAACCAAGAAGUUCUGUUUUUGAUUUUUAA